Prosopis cineraria is the source of this 687-nucleotide messenger RNA. RefSeq lists its product as uncharacterized. The coding region runs from base 1 to 687 and encodes 228 amino acids. NCBI's taxonomy places the organism in Eukaryota, Viridiplantae, Streptophyta, Magnoliopsida, Fabales, Fabaceae. Gene Ontology annotation, molecular function: nucleic acid binding; zinc ion binding. The transcript has a single exon. The record is from RefSeq and is a predicted model, not a curated record.
AUGCGUGAGAAGAUUGAGUGGAUUUUGAAAUCGUCGAACUUUAAACUCAUUGACCUGCCAAAUAAUUAUUUUGCCUUUGGAUCAGAAGAUAAAGCUCUGAGCCAGAAACUACUUUUUGAAGGCCCAUGGCUUAUCCAAGGCCAUUACCUUGUAGUACAAAGAUGGUCUCCAAAUUUCAACCCCUAUAGCAACUCGGUGGGAAAAAUAGCUGUAUGGGCGAGGGUCCCUACGCUGCCAAUGCAUUGUUUCUUUGAAGAACUAAUGCUAGAAUUAGGUAACAUGUGUGGGAAGGCGCUGAAGGUUGAUAUGAACACCUUAGCCUACUGUAAGAACAGGGGAACUACGGCGGAGAGAGGACGUUUUGCUAGAGUUAGCGUUGAGUUGGAUUUAAAUCAACGUCUAAAAUCCAAAUUUGUUAUCAGAAAUAGAAUUUACAGAGUUGAGUAUGAAAGUGUAGAUGUAGUAUGCUUCCAUUGUGGAAAGUACGGUCAUAGAAAGGAAGAGUGCUCCCUCUUGCAACAAGAAAAAUCUCAGGAACAAGGCUCACCGAAAAAGAUGGAAGGUCAACCGAAGAUGGCAGGAAACCAAAAAGCUGAUCAACCACUUGUCAAUGACCCUCUCGUUACUCUUGAGGAGGACCUAGGAGGACGGAUGCUAGCUAAAAGGACUUUCAAACAACGGUACUGA